Messenger RNA from Symbiodinium sp. CCMP2592, 900 nucleotides. The record is from the annotation of a GenBank genome assembly. Lineage: Eukaryota; Dinophyceae; Suessiales; Symbiodiniaceae.
GUGGGCCUCUUCUGGCGACAUGCAGAUUGGCUUCAAGGCAAAGUGCCAGAGAGCCAAGUGCCUGUUUUCAUCAACUUGGAUGAAACAGCGAUUCAGUAUUCUUACUACAGUGCAAGCGGCUUGGUGUCUUUGACGCUGUCGGAAAAGCCAAAGGUGAUGGUACCCAAGGGUGAUCGACGCGGCGGCAUAACGCAUGUUGCCUUGCUAUCCCCCGUGUUGCGAGUUCAACAGCAUUUGCCACAAGUGCUGAUCUGCAACACGCGGAAGCUUACAAAGACCUUACUCCGUCAGCUUAAUGUGAACAAACCCGACAAUGUCUGGCUUCUUCGCCGAAGGAGCGCCUGGAACAGCACCGACAUCAUGGUGUGGCUCAUCCAACUGAUAGGAUACGUGUUUCGCACGAAGUUUUCGGGAAUGGGCUUUCAGCCAAUCUUGUUAAUGGACGCAGCUAGUGUGCAUUGGGCGCAACCUGUUGUCAGAGUGGCUCGUCUGCAGAGCAUCUUUUUGCUACCAGUGCCCCCCGCUUGCACGCCGUUGGUGCAGCCUUUGGACGUAUACGCCUUCUCACGCUACAAGCAGAAAUUGGAGUGUUUGUUCCGUGAUUAUCGAAUGGCACAACAAGGUCCCGUAACAGCGCAUGCCUGGUUUCACAUCUUGUUUCAGGCGAUUGAUUGGCUCCGAAGCGAGCCGUGGCAUCAAGCUUUUUCAUUGGUUGGGCUUCCCAACCAAGGUUUGAAUUUGCACCAGAAUCUUGCAAAGCAUUUUUCUGGUGGGCGCUUAAGCUGCCAGCCCGGGCGGCUGUCGCCUGCUGAGCUCGCGACUCUCCUACCGCGGCGGUAUAAACUCGUUUAUACCGAUUGGAUCGGUGCUCCAGAGCACAUCAUGCCGCUCCUCGAGUAA